Odontomachus brunneus is the source of this 909-nucleotide messenger RNA. It is a transcript of the gene SsRbeta, whose product is annotated as translocon-associated protein subunit beta. The coding region runs from base 217 to 792 and encodes 191 amino acids. Lineage: Eukaryota; Metazoa; Arthropoda; Insecta; Hymenoptera; Formicidae. The transcript has 4 exons. The record is from RefSeq and is a predicted model, not a curated record. Gene Ontology annotation, cellular component: endoplasmic reticulum; membrane.
CGCCAUCUUGCCGCUUACAGCGCGUACCGGAAGUACGUAUGUGUAUCAUCCAUAUCGGAAACGUGGCAGCAUACGGGGCGCUGUUGGCACUUGGCGAGUUAUUUUGCGGCUGCCGACUGUCUCGCCGUAUGGAGUAACCAAGUGGCAUACGAGUUGUGCUGUGUUAGAGGCGAAAAUAACAAUUACUGAUUGUGAGACGUCUUCUGCGUUAUAAUAAUGAAGUGGCAUAUUUUGCUCGCAACUGUCGCUGUAUUACUUACAGCUGUACACGCAGAAGAGGAAGAAGAGGCUGCUAGGCUAUUAGUCUCCAAACAAAUACUCAACAAAUAUCUAGUAGAAAAUAUGGAUAUAGUUAUUAAGUACACUAUUUACAAUAUUGGCAAUGUGGCUGCAUUUGAAGUUGAGAUCACAGACAAUUCAUUCCACCCAGACCAAUUUACUCACGUGAGCGGCGAAUUGAACGCCAGGAUAGAUCGUGUGCCACCUUACACAAACGUGAGCCAUACAGUUGUAGUGAGACCGCGCAAGUUUGGAUUCUUUAACUUUACCUCGGCUGAGGUCUUGUAUCGUCGCAAAGAAGAUGCUCCCAGACUACAGGUAGCUGUGAGCAGUGAGCCUGGCGAAGGACUUAUUGUAGCAUACAGGGAUUAUGACAAACAAUUCUCCUCUCACGUAAUUGAUUGGGCUGCGUUUGCUGUGAUGACUCUACCUCCACUAGCCAUUCCGUUCGCUCUGUGGUACUCGAGCAAGAGUAAAUACGAGAAACUGCUGAAGAACACAAAGAAACACUGAUCGCGUAUUCUAAGAUACAUCUAGGUCAUCUUCCGUUUUCUUAUAUUAUUAUAGGGAGCACAACUGUUCCACUAACAUACAUCUACUUUUGUAAUAAACAUUAUUUAUGAAAAUGAC